AGGGGCUGGGACGGGUGCCUUCCGGGAGUCUGAGCUAUGAGCGGCUCCUGUGGAGAGAGGCCCCCCAGGGAAGCCAGGACCACCAUGAGUCUGUGGGAACUUGAGGACAGCCACAGCUGUCAGGGUGUCCCCAGGCCCGCCCCGGAGCCAACUGCGGAUGAGGCCACAGCUUCGGAGCUGCAGAUGAAAGUGGACUUCUUCCGGAAGCUGGGCUACUCACCCACAGAGAUCCACAGCGUCCUACAGAAGCUGGGCGUCCAGGCAGACACCAACACGGUGCUGGGUGAGCUGGUGAAACAUGGGUCAGCCACAGAGCCGGACCCCUGCCCCCAGCUCCCUCUGGUCCCCCGCGGCGGGGGUACCCCCAAGGCUCCCACCCUGGAGCCCUCACCCCCAGAGGAGGACAAGGAGGGAAGUGACCUGAGGCCAGUGGUCAUCGAUGGGAGCAACGUGGCCAUGAGCCAUGGGAACAAGGAGGUCUUCUCCUGUCGGGGCAUCCUGCUGGCAGUGAACUGGUUUCUGGAGCGGGGCCACACGGACAUCACAGUAUUUGUACCAUCCUGGAGAAAGGAGCAGCCUCGGCCCGAUGUGCCCAUCACAGACCAGCACAUCCUGCGGGAACUAGAGAAGAAGAAGAUCCUGGUGUUCACACCGUCACGGCGCGUGGGUGGCAAGCGGGUGGUAUGCUACGACGACAGGUUCAUCGUGAAGCUGGCCUUCGAGUCUGAUGGGGUUGUGGUUUCCAACGACACGUACCGCGACCUCCAAGGCGAGCGGCAGGAGUGGAAGCGCUUCAUCGAGGAGCGGCUGCUCAUGUACUCCUUUGUCAAUGACAACGAGGUGUGCCGUCAGCCCCUUCCUUAGCAAUUGGAAGUCCCCCCUCAUGUCUCCUGCCUCCAGAGAGAGUUCUUUUCACCCUCUGCAGGUUUAUGCCCCCCGAUGACCCCUUGGGCCGGCAUGGGCCCAGCCUGGACAACUUCCUGCUCAAGAAGCCACUCACUUCGGAGCACAGGAAGCAGCCCUGUCCCUAUGGGAGGAAAUGCACCUACGGGAUCAAGUGCCGAUUCUUCCACCCAGAGCGGCCGAGCCGCCCCCAGCGCUCUGUGGCAGAUGAGCUCCGUGCUAAUGCCCUCCUCUCACCCCCUCGUGCCCCGGGCAAGGACAAAAGUGGCCAGCGGCCUUCACCUUUGUCUCCAUCCAGUUCUCUGCCAACAGAGAGUGAGCAGUGUAGCCCGGAUGGGAAGAAGCUGGGGGCCCGGCCAUCCCCAGGGCCCUGCCGGGAGGGUCCAGCACAGACUCUUGCCCCAUCAGGCAGGAGCCUUCCUCCUAGCGGGGGCAGUGGCAGCAGCUUUGGACCCACAGAUUGGCUCCCACAGACCCUGGACUCACUUCCGUAUGUCUCUCAGGAUUGCCUGGAUUCGGGCAUCGGCUCCCUGGAGAGCCAGAUGUCGGAGCUGUGGGGGGUACGCGGAGGAGGCCCUGCUGACACAGGCCCACCUCGGGGCCCCUACACGGGCUACAGCCCCUAUGGAUCUGAGCUCCCAGCCACUCCAACCUUCUCUGCCUUUGGACGGGCCAUGGGUGCUGGCCACUUCAGUGUCCCCGCUGACUACCCACCCCCACCACCCACCUUUCCAUCUCGAGAGUACUGGUCUGAGCCAUACCCACUGCCCCCACCUACCCCGGUCCUGCAGGAGCCCCAGGUGCCAAGCCCAGGGGCUGGCAGGGGCCUGUGGGGCAGGGCAGGCAGCCUGGCCAAGGAGCAGGCCAGCGUGUACACCAAGCUGUGUGGCGUGUUCCCCCCACACCUGGUGGAGGCCGUGAUGGGGCGCUUCCCACAGCUCCUGGACCCCCAGCAGCUGGCUGCCGAGAUCCUCUCCUACAAGUCCCAGCACCCCAGUGAGUAAGCUGCUCCUGCCGUCAAGGGCAGCACCCCCAGCCUCCAAAGGCUAUCAGGCUGGGCCUUGGGCCAUCAAGAAGCCUGUUCCCACCCCAAGGCCACCCUGGAGGCUGGACAAAGGGAGGAUUCGAGCAGGGAAGGGAACCCAAACCAAAGAUACUGUAGGAUUGGUUCUGGCCCACACUGCACCUCUAGCCAUCUGCCCUCGUGGGUCAGAAGUGAUCACCCUGUUGAUACACAUUGUAUCUCUGUAGUUUAAGGAGACGCUGCCGGUAACAGCGACGUCGGUCCGUGGCUGAGGCCCAAACCCUCUUUUCUCUCAGGGCGGGGAGGGAGGUGGGGGAAGCAGAGGCCCGGGCUGGGGGCCCUGUGCACAGCCCCCAUCCUCCACCCCACCCCUGGGACGCCAGCCUUGGCUGGCUAGUUGGGCACCAUGUGCCUGCCCUCUGAGGGCCCUCCUCUACGCCAAUGAGGCCCCAUCUGUGCUCUCUUGCUGGGCACGAGGCUUCAUGUUAGUAAGCAAGAUGCUUCUUAAUAACCCAUCUCCCGUCCCAUUCUGUUUGCCUCCCCCAUUUCCCCUGGGGAAUCCAGGGCCCUCUGCCUCCAACCUUUCUUCCUCUUUGUCUGUAUUCGGCAUCAUCUCGCCCUUCCCCAAGGGUGGGGGCAGGUUUAUGGACAGUUGUAAAUUUUAAAUAGUUCAAGUAGAAAGUCCUUACUUCCCAUAACACAUCAAUAAAGUACAACCAAUGUGAACCCUUUUAA
Carlito syrichta (Philippine tarsier) is the source of this 2662-nucleotide messenger RNA. It is a transcript of the gene ZC3H12A, whose product is annotated as zinc finger CCCH-type containing 12A. The transcript has 5 exons. Gene Ontology annotation, biological process: 3'-UTR-mediated mRNA destabilization; nuclear-transcribed mRNA catabolic process, RNase MRP-dependent. Bases 930 to 1907 code for a protein of 325 amino acids. The record is from RefSeq and is a predicted model, not a curated record. Gene Ontology annotation, molecular function: mRNA binding; RNA endonuclease activity. Gene Ontology annotation, cellular component: nucleus; cytoplasmic ribonucleoprotein granule. NCBI's taxonomy places the organism in Eukaryota, Metazoa, Chordata, Mammalia, Primates, Tarsiidae.